This is a messenger RNA of Ciona intestinalis (vase tunicate), 1558 nucleotides long. RefSeq lists its product as uncharacterized. Gene Ontology annotation, cellular component: NatC complex. The record is from RefSeq and is a predicted model, not a curated record. Lineage: Eukaryota; Metazoa; Chordata; Ascidiacea; Phlebobranchia; Cionidae. Gene Ontology annotation, biological process: N-terminal peptidyl-methionine acetylation. Gene Ontology annotation, molecular function: protein-N-terminal amino-acid acetyltransferase activity.
UUACCUUGGUGAUCAUACAAAACUAAUUUCUUCAUGUAGGAUCAUCAGUCGCUACGGUCUAGAAUCAGAUUGCGUUAAGGUAUAGUAGAAGUGAUGGACCGGUGUGAUGGAAAUGCAAGCGUGCCGUUCAAUACAAACUUGGAACAAGUAAUACGUGCUGGCUACACAGGUGGAAAUGGAGUAACCUCAAAUUGCAAAGAAAGAAAUACAAGCGUGUGUCUUAAAAAUGGGAACGCUAAAAUAAAUAAAGGUCAUUGUGAUAAAAUGUCCAAUAAUUUGCAAUUUACUAUGAAAUGUAGUAGUUCAACACGAACUGAUUGCCCCAACUCAAACAGCACAAAUUGUUUUAAAAAUCCCAAAAAUCAUGUUCAUGGUAAUUAUCAAAAAACACACGAGGAAAAAGAGACUACUAAACCGGAUGUUUCUGGCGAAGAUAAUCAAGUUAAAUACACCUCUGCCGAGGGCAUGACGGAUGGUUUAGAAAAUAACAACAUUAAAAGUCUGAUAAAUAAUGAGCAGCAUCUUCAACCAGACCAACAUUGCACCCAAGACAUGAGUUACGCUCUAAGCUGCUUAACAAUAUCCAAUACAAAAGGCCUGUACCCAAUAAAUGCAACAAACGAUGAUCAUUCAGAAAAUAUUGUUUGUGCAAGCAAUGGAAUAUGCUAUGCACGUUAUAGCAGUGAGCUGCAAAUGCCAGCUAUCAUGCAUUUAAUAACAAAGGAUCUAUCGGAGCCAUACUCCAUUUAUACUUAUAGAUACUUUAUCCACAAUUGGCCUCAUCUGUGUUAUUUGGCUAUACAUGAAGCUAAUUACGUUGGUGCUAUAGUAUGUAAGCUCGAUCUGCAUAAGAAAAUAACUAGAAGAGGUUACAUUGCGAUGUUGGCGGUCGAUGAAUCUGUGAGAAGAAAAAAAAUUGGUACCAACUUAGUAAAGAUGGCAAUUGAAGCAAUGGUAGAGGAUGGCUGUGAUGAGGUUGUCCUUGAAACAGAGGUGACAAACCAGUCCGCACUAAAUCUUUAUGAAAACCUGGGCUUUAUUCGGGACAAAAGACUUUUUCGAUAUUAUCUAAAUGGUGUUGAUGCUUUACGAUUAAAACUGUGGUUAUGUUAGUAAUCUCAAAUAAUUUAUUUGUGAGAGCUAUACUUCCUGUAUAAAAAUUAAGUUGUAAUAUCAUAAAUGUAACGAAAAAUUAUGACAAUUUUUUUUUUACAAACAAAACAGAAGGGCAUUGUUGUGUUUUCAUAAUUCCAAUUUUUAUUUGAAGUUCAACCCUUCUAUUGUUUAAUCAUAAAUAUUAUUUAAUCUGUGAAAUGUACUUAAACAUUUCACUUUUUGGAAAUUUUAUAAAAGUAAAAUGUGUAUAGAAACUUUGUUGUAUGAACGAAAUUAUACAACCGUUUUUAUUUAACAACAAUAUCCAGAUGCAUUAUGUUUAAGUCGAAAUGUUUGUAAUGCUCCAAUAAAGUUUUAAUAUCACUGUUUUUGUGUAAUAGUCAAUAACAUAUUUAUACAUGUGUGUUUACAAUCGCUGUUUAAAGCCAUGAUUUUUACAAUA